Paramacrobiotus metropolitanus is the source of this 1116-nucleotide messenger RNA. RefSeq lists its product as uncharacterized. NCBI's taxonomy places the organism in Eukaryota, Metazoa, Tardigrada, Eutardigrada, Parachela, Macrobiotidae. Bases 181 to 849 code for a protein of 222 amino acids. The transcript is spliced from 5 exons. The record is from RefSeq and is a predicted model, not a curated record.
CUGACCGAAUAACGCGAUCAUUAGCAUUCCACAGAAUACACUGUUGCGAAUUUCCCAGAUUUUGCUGCAGUGGGUUCUCUUAUCUGGCGAGCUUUACAAAAACCGCUUUCGUUUCCACUUUUCACGCGGCUAUCUUUUGUUUUCCAGCACUAUCGUUCGUUUCGACGAGCCUACACAGAGAUGUCGCAUCGCAAUCCCCCAUCACGCGAGGCUGAGCUUCGUCGUCUGCGCACUGAACUGAAAGGUCUCGAGAAAGCGCUGGAUAUAUCUAUUAGCCAAGCGAGAGGACAGCUGAACGAUAUCUCCGCCAAGCUCAGAGCUUUGCAGGUAUCCCUCAGCGAUCUCAAGCCCCGUAUUAUCGAUUAUUACAAAUCCGACGUGAAAGUGGAUGAUUACCUGAAGAAACUGUUGGCGAUGUCGGACGAAGCUUUGCGCGAACACUUCGCGGCCACGCGUAAGCAGGCUGAAGCAGAAUUUAGUGAUGGUAUGGAGGAGCAGGCAGAAUGGUUGAAGCGGAUUGCCGAGUUGUUAGCCCAGCAGACUACCAUUUUGGACCGCAUGGAUACGGUUUCACUGCAUGUCAGCGUGCAUGAUACGCAUGGCCUACGAGGGCACCUCAUGGACAAACAUCAGCUAUUCAUGGGGCUUGCUGCGCAAGGCAAAUCUCUGCGCCAGUAUCUCUUGAAUACGGCUCUCGUGCUAACGGAUGGGGAAGAAGCCUACAUGCGCAAGGUCAAAACCUAUCUGGCAUCAAAGGAAGGAACCCAUCUGGAUUCCAAAGAAGAAUGCAAUGUGGAAUCGAAGGAAGGAGCCCAUCUGGAAUUAACGGAGCAUUCUACAGUUCCCUAACGUUUCUUAUUUUUUUCUGCCUGGUCGACAUAUUCCAGUGAAAUUUGUGGCCUUUGCCGCCGUUUUUCAGCUUUUCGUAUUAUGCUUGAAAUUUCGUUUCCUUUUAGUUUUCGCUCGGUACACCGAGUUUUAGUUGAUGAAAGAUGUAGUUGGCGGUUUUCUUUUUCGGGAGCGUCAAAUUUAAACUGUAUGCUUGUUUUUUUUGCAAGAACUGAUCGGAAAUUCAAUGUUCAAUGAGACUAAACCCAUAAAACAGUCGUUUUAUGU